CCGGGAAAAAAGGGAAUAUCUUUUACCAUUCGUAAGAAGUCAUAUCGCCUGUUAGAGGAACUCUGUGCCUCUCAGAUGGAGAAUGCAGUGUAUUACGUCACCUCCCACUUGGAAUCUCUUCUCCUACUCCUACAAAGUACAUCUUCUAUCUCCUUACCGACAUCAGUCAGCAAAUUUGAGGUUGACAUGAAAUCGCAUGAUGCCAGUCAGACAGAUAGUCCUUUCUAUAACAAGGAAAUCACACAUGACUGGUCUAAAAAAGAUAAAUUUCGAGUCCCAUGGAAGCCCCGGCUUCGUUGCAUUAUUCAACUGCUGCGCAGAUUAGCUGACCGGGAAUUGACUUCUGAACUGGCCGAUCAGACCAAUCAAUUGAACUGUCAUAGUUCUUAUGGAUUAACAAAAUCGGCUAGCAUUCGUCAGUUUGUCACCAAGUUUCUUUCGGAGGUACUUAUUUUAUAUUUACUGUUUGUAUUGCGAAAUUAUAAGUAA
Protopolystoma xenopodis is the source of this 489-nucleotide messenger RNA. Lineage: Eukaryota; Metazoa; Platyhelminthes; Monogenea; Polystomatidea; Polystomatidae. The record is from the annotation of a GenBank genome assembly.